Molecule: messenger RNA, 7325 nt
Organism: Saccoglossus kowalevskii
Lineage: Eukaryota; Metazoa; Hemichordata; Enteropneusta; Harrimaniidae
Product: sodium channel protein 1 brain-like
Biological process (GO): neuronal action potential; membrane depolarization during action potential; sodium ion transmembrane transport
Cellular component (GO): voltage-gated sodium channel complex; plasma membrane
Molecular function (GO): voltage-gated sodium channel activity
Source: RefSeq, a predicted model, not a curated record
AUGGUGGAAAAAAAUAAACCACCGGAACCUGAGUAUGGCGAUUUUCGCUUGUUGACACAAGAAUCGCUCAAUCGAUUAGAACAGAAAGUAAAAACCCUCGAGGAUAAACAAAAACGGCUUCAAAAUGUUUCACUCAGUAAAGCCAGUUUGUCGACUCUCGAUGAGUUGGAGGAACACCAGACGAUUAAAGGGAAAAACCCCGAUCUUGAGGAAGGAAAACCACUCCCCGAGCGAUUGGGAGCGGUACCAAAACACUUAUUUGGGAAGCCAUUGGAAGAGAUCGAUCAGGGUCAAUAUAUUAACAGGCCGUUUACAGUCCUUGCCAAACGAUGGGGAAAGAAGUACAUCUAUCGAUUUUCCACAACGAAGGUGCUUUUUUUGUUUGGGCCGAUGAACCCCCUGCGUCGUGUUAUGAUCUACAUGGUGACUCAUCAAUUAUUUGACAUAGUUGUAAUGCUUACCAUCUUAGCAAAUUGCGUCUUUCUGGGACUGAAUGCAGAAAACAAAUAUGCAGUAUAUGCAGAAUACGUAUUUACGGGUAUUUACACUUUUGAAAUGCUGGUGAAAAUUUUAGCCAGGGGAUUUAUCAUCUACAAAUUUACAUAUCUCCGAGAUCCUUGGAAUUGGUUAGAUUUUACAGUUAUAAUUUUAGCAUAUGUUACAAUAGGAGUGGAUCUUGGCAACUUUUCAGGUUUGCGUACACUUCGAGUACUAAGAGCUUUAAAAACAAUUUCGAUUGUGCCAGGUUUAAAAUCCAUAAUCAACGCACUAUUAAAGUCUACAAAGAUGUUGGCUGAAGUUAUGUUGCUUACAGUGUUCGUGCUUUCUAUAUUUGCUUUAUUUUCACUUCAAAUUUACAUGGGCGUGUUGCGUCAGAAGUGUGUCUACAAUUUCGAUGGAAUGUUAGCGUAUUCUAACUAUACGCAUAGUGAAUGGCAUGCAAUAGUGGAGAACAGCAGUAAUUGGUACUACAGGAACGAUGAACCUAUCAUGUGUAGCAAUCUAUCUGGAAUUGGGGGUGGCUGGAGUCCAUGUCCAGGAAAUUAUACCUGUCUUAAAGACAUCGAUGGCAAUCCAAACUACGGCUACACCAGCUUCGAUAAUUUUGCUUGGGCGAUGCUGACUUCAUUUCAGCUUAUCACCCUAGACUACUGGGAGAAUGUUUAUGAUUAUAUAAUUCGCUCACAGGGUCCAUGGCACAUUCUAUUCUUCUUGGUCAUUGUGUUAUUUGGUUCAUAUUACCUAAUCAACUUAAUGUUAGCCGUCGUUUCCAUGUCAUACACUGAGGAAGCUGCACGAAAUGAAGCUGAAAUUAAAAGAAAUCAGAGGGAUAAUGCGGCUGCUACAAACAAUUUAAUGAAGUAUAACCCAGAAAGACUUAAAAUGCUUGUGAACAGACAGAAAAUAAAAAUGAAAAUGAUGAAAAAGAAAAAGCAACAACAACUUGUGGAUGAUAAUGCCAAAACAGAUGAACCCAAGGCGGAUACCAAUCUCGGCACUGCGUCUGUUGAUAAAGUUUCUGAUGGUGCUAAUAAAGAUUUGAAAGACAGCAAAGUAGCUGUUGCUGAAACGUUGGAAUACACGGAUUCUGAUGACGAUUACACAAGUAGUUUUAGAGACGCAAAAACGCCAUCUAAAGGCAAAUCACAGAUGGACAGUAUGGAUGAUAGUAACAACGAGAGUAAGUCAUCAAGUGGCGAUAAACGAGUUGGAUUACAGGUGCGUAUGCUGACAGACGAAGACACUGAAAAACCAGUACCGUGCUGCCCAUACAAAAGAUGUUGUUCUUGCUGUAGAGUAUGUUGUGUGUGUAACAGAAAGGCUUACCGAAUAUGGAAAAGGUUUCAAAGCCGUGUUUAUAAUAUAAUCAUGGACCCACUGGUGGAUGUUUUCAUCACGCUAUGCAUUCUGGUUAACACCUUGUUUCUUGCCAUGGAUCACUAUAAUAUGCCGGAGACAUGGGAAAAAUCAUUAGAUUAUGGGAACAAGGUUUUCACCGGCAUAUUUGUCCUAGAAGCAACCAUGAAAAUUAUAGCCCUGGAUGCGGCGUACUUUAAAAGCUGGUGGAAUGUUUUUGAUUUCUUUAUCGUGCUAGUCAGUGUGAUAGAGCUACCGCUGCAACAAAUAAAAGGCUUUUCUGUGUUGAGGGCGUUUAGAUUGCUUCGAGUAUUCAAACUGGCUCAGUCGUGGUCUACAAUGCGCAUGCUCAUAAGUAUCAUUGGUAACACCCUGUCUUCCAUUGGUUAUCUCACGGUGAUCCUGUUCAUCAUCAUUUACAUAUUUGCUGUGAUUGGAAUGCAGCUAUUCGGGGAGGUCUACAUAGAGGAAAACUUUGAUGGCGAAGUACCAAGAUGGAACUUCAUCGAUUUUUACCAUUCGUUUAUGAUGGUAUUUCGGAUCCUUUGUGGAGAAUGGAUUGAACCAUUGUAUGAUUGUAUGAGGGGUUGCAGGUCAGCAAACAACGGAUUAGAAGGUGCUUGCGUCGCUAUAUUCAUUCUCACCUUAGUGGUUGGCAAUUUUAUGGUAUUGAAUCUAUUUCUUGCGCUACUUUUGAACUCUUUCGCGUCCGACACACUAAAGAAAUCCAGUGACGAUGGUCCAGAUCGCCUAACCCUUGGAAUCCAGAAGCUCAUAAGAAUAAUCACAUGCAAACGAUGUAGAAAGGGUAAAGUCGGACCUGCUAACAAAAAAGCCAAGCUUAGAAAAAAGAAGGAAGAAGACAAGAAAAAGUUGACUGAUGCAGAAGAAAAAAAUGCCACAGGAUCAAAUAAAAACUCACAAAUCAGUCUUAUUAAUAUUGACAACGGCAACUUCGUAUCCGAUGAAAAAGCUUCCGAUAUAGAACUGACAGACUUGGACGCCUCGAAGGACACGCAAUUAUCGCCCUCCAAUGGAAUGUUGUUGUCAGCAUCCCCAUCAAAUGGGGGUUUGAAAGUGAACAGUAGUCAUAACAGCAUUGCAAGUAGUAGAAACGGAAGCGCCAGAAGCGUGCAGGAGAGACCAGCAAGCGGAAGAACACCUUUUAAAACUCAACGGAAUGCCUUCGUUUCGUUUGAUUCUGCCUUGAAGAACAGUAAGACUAAAGAGUUGAAUGACGAAGAUCUGGAGAAAGGUAAAAGUGGCGACAAAAAGAAACAAAAUGGACCACCAGAGAAGGACGGCGCAGUCAAGAUAGCAGAAAUUAUAUUAGAGGAUCCUGUCAGACCUUGCUUUCCAGCCCGUUUGAAUGCUUUCUGCGCCAAAAAAUGUUGCUGUUCAUGGGCUAGUAACAUUGACAACACCAAAUUUGGAAAACGGUGGCAUGCCUGUCGGGGUUACGCGUAUGCUAUUGUAGAACAUAAGAUAUUUGAAGGCAUCGUAUUGUUUCUCAUCGCUGCUAGCAGUAUUUCAUUGAUUUUUGAAGACAUAUACUUAAAUGAACGGGCGGCUAUAUACAGAGAACUAUUGAGCUACGCCGACAUCUUCUUUGCAAUUGCUUUCACCAUUGAGAUGUUACUUAAAUGGGUUGGUUUCGGAUUUGUCAAAUAUUUCACCAGUUUCUGGUGUUGGCUAGACUUCCUUAUAGUGCUGGUUACCCAUGUCAGUUUGAUAUCUGCUGCUCUGGGAUUGGCUAAUUUUUCUGCUUUCCGCUCACUGAGAACAUUGCGGGCCCUUCGACCACUACGAGCCAUCUCUCGUUGGCAGGGAAUGAAGAUUGUCGUCAACGCCUUGGCACACGCUAUUCCGUCCAUUUUCAAUGUGUUAUUGGUGUGCCUGGUGUUCUGGCUCAUUUUCAGCAUCAUGGGUGUACAGUUCUUUGGCGGAAGAUUCUACCAGUGCGUGGAUGAAGAUAAAGAAAGGUUGGAUGUCUCAAUAGUUUAUGACUAUAACGAAUGUGUAGCUAAAAAUUACACGUGGUGGAACCCGGAUGUCAAUUUUGAUAACGUCAUCAACGGACUUCUUGCGCUCUUCCAAGUGGCCACGUUUGAAGGAUGGAUGGAAGUAAUGCGAGACAGCGUUGACAUAACAGGGUUUGAUCUUCAACCACAUAGAGAAGAUAAUCUGGGAGCAUACAUGUUCUACUUUAUUUUCAUCGUAUGUGGUUCAUUUUUUACACUCAAUCUAUUUAUUGGUGUGAUUAUCGACAAUUUUAACGUUUUGAAGAAAAAGUAUGAGGGAGACAACACUCUGGACAUGUUUCUUACAUCUAGUCAAAGGAAUUACUAUCAGACGAUGAAACGGUUAGGACAAAAGAAGCCUACAAAACAAAUCAAAAGACCCACGAACAAAGUGUCGUCGUUUUUCUAUGAUAUUACAACUAGUAAUAAAUUCGAGAUCUCCAUUGUCCUACUCAUAUGUCUCAAUAUGGUUGCCAUGGCAGUGGAACACUAUGAGCAGUCUCAACAGUUCAGUGACGUCUUAGAUGCCAUCAAUAUCGUGUUUGUCGCCAUAUUUACACUAGAAGCCAUUAUGAAAAUAAUCGGCAUGAGGUGGCAUUAUUUCAAACGUCCGUGGAAUGUGUUUGAUUUCAUCAUUGUAGUUCUUUCUCUACUGGGAAUAAUUUUGGAUGAUCUUCUACAAAGCGUAAUCAUCAGCCCAACAUUGCUACGUGUUGUUCGUGUAUUUCGAAUUGGACGCGUUCUCCGUCUCGUGAAAGCCGCCAAAGGAAUUCGAAAACUACUCUUUGCAUUGGUCAUCUCGUUACCUGCUCUGCUGAAUAUUGGUGCUCUUCUCUUUCUAGUUAUCUUUAUAUAUGCUAUACUUGGAAUGAACUAUUUUGGUUAUGUCAAACAACAGGGGGCGCUGGAUGAUAUGGUCAACUUCACAACUUUCGGAAAUAGCUUAAUAUUGUUGUUUAGAUUAGCUACUUCGGCUGGUUGGAAUGACGUGCUAGAACCUCUGAUGGUGCAGCCUCCUGAUUGCGACCCUAACUACAAGGGUUAUGAGAACGGAAACUGUGGAUAUCCUAAUUUUGCUGUGCUGUACUUCGUUUCAUUCCUUCUAAUAACAUUUCUCAUUGUCAUAAAUAUGUACAUUGCCGUCAUUUUGGAAAAUUUCAGUCAAGCUCAUGCACAGGAAGAAGUUGGCAUCACGGAGGAUGAUUUCGAUAUGUUUUAUAUCGUCUGGGGGCGCUAUGAUCCACAUGCAAGACAAUUUAUCAAAUAUGAACAGUUGUCCAAAUUCUGCGAUGAAUUGGAUCCACCGCUACGAUUGGCAGCGCCAAAUCGUAUCAAAAUCACGGGUUUAAAUUUAAGCCUGUAUGAAGGUGACCGCGUGCAUUGCUUAGACGUUUUGUCAGCCCUCACCAAACGAGUUCUCGGCGAUGUGGAAGAAUCGGAAGAUUUUAAAAUGUUACAAAAUGAAAUGACUCAGAGAUUCGCUGAUUCUUUCCCCGGUCUCGUCAAAAAUGUCUCGACAGAAACAACUCUGGACAGAAAGAAAAAGGAAACAGCCGUACUAAAAAUUCAGAAAGCUUACAGACUUUUCCGGCUUAAGAGGGAAAUUGGGCGUGUAGCGUCCACGGUGAGAUCACGAAACAGUCAAAGUAGCCUGUCGAACAGCUCGCGCAGGAAUUCUAUAUUUGUGAAUGCCGGAAACCUGGACGCCAGUUUCGGUAGUUCUUUUGGCAACACAUUACGAGUACAACCCGAGAAGUAUCAGCGAAGUAUGAGCUUGACGCCGAGGCUGUCGUCGCAAUCGUUAGCACCUCCGACUCCGAGAAAGAAGUCUUUGCCAAAAAUAGAAAAUACUCAAACUGGAUCGAUCAAUGUGACGUCACCAGUGGAACACUGGAAGGAUAUUCCGCCAGCCAGUGUGAAAGUUGUUGACGAGUCAAAUAAAUCUGGCAAAGAUUCUCAAACAAGACCAAUAUCAGCAAAAUCCUUUACGAGGAAAUAAUAUUUAUUAAUUGAUGUGAGGAUGAUUACAAUAGUUGCCGGAUCUGUCCGGUUAAGGAUAUUGUCUCAAAUUUGACAAACUCGAUACCAGAUUGGCGUGAUCUCACUGGGUGACGUGGUACUAUCACUUCCAUACAAUCACAUAUCCUAGUUCAGCUUCUAUAACCACGUGAUAUCCGUCAUUCGCGUGAAUUGUAGAAAAUGCUGUACUUGAUUGUCAGACACUUAAACCUUGAAAUAUCGUCACGUUUAUUUCGUAUUUUGCAAUGGUGCUUUUCCAAAACCUCUCUACUACCAGUAACAUCAUAUUAAUAUUUAAAACUUACACGUUUGGUUAUUAGGAUAUUUGCAUCAAUAAAUAAUGAUUUCCCACAAUGCAACGCGCUCUCCCAAUGACAAGCAUGACAGUUUUGAUAUGGUUACGACGUGCACUGAAUACCGACGUUCACUCUUAUGGUCACAUUUGAUAUAUUCCAAUAAUCACAGAAAUUACCUUGUUAAAUCUUGGCAGUGCCUCUUUGUACGCGUUGACCUGCUCUACAAUCCAAAAUCUACAAAAUCUCUGCAGUCUCUGUUGAUAUGGGAGCCAUAUAUUGCACAUGGGCGGUGCAUCGACCACCGCCCGUAACGUAUAUCUAACAAAGAUAUUAAAAAAUACAAAUUUUCGUUCAGAUUGCAAGUCGAAAUCCUAUAACGCAAUAAAAAUAAUAUUAUUAUUACAUGACCGACUCGAAACACAUUAACUCAACUUUGUCGUCAUACGUGUCUCUUUUCCUACAUGCUGUUUUCUGCAGUUCUAAUUCCCUGUUUUCUCUAGCGCUUUUGAUAUAAAAAUGUUGAUAUUACACUUAUUUUAAAUGCAAUAUUUGCACAUUCCAAGUAGAUGAUUUCGACAGCAAUAAAUCCCCCACCCCACCCAGUGUCAUCUUUAUGUUCUUGUUUUCACGAGACGUGUACCAAAGACAUGACGUCACUUGUAUAAGAGGGUCUAUGCAAACAUAUCUUUUCCACGCUGUGUGCGAUGUAUAAUUCAUUUUACUGUACACUAAGAGUUCAAUUCUUGACCAUCUUAUUACUAUUUGGAGAAGACGAGUAAAAUCAUUUGAUAUCCCCUAAAAGACAAUAGAAAUGCAACAAAGUAGCAAACUCAAUUAGGUACGCCGCCGUGUACCAGCCAACCAAGUUUACCAUUUUUUGAGCUGGUUCAAUUCUAAGUACAGCCAGACAAGGUGCGAUCCGGGUAUUUUGUAUAAAUCACGUGACAUAUCACAUGAGAUCAGCCUAGCGUUGCGCCUCUGCCAACGGAUAUAUUUAUAAGUAUGAUUGGACCAUUGCGGAGGGCGCUAUUCACUUGACGUUGGCGGAAGUGUAAUUCAAAUACCUAAUCACACUACUUUUGCAAUCUAACAUUUUUCUAAGAACGCUAUAUUACAAUAUCACUAGCAUUUA